AUCACGAAAGAUUCAGACAGGAAGUGUUUCUAGCGGAGCCCCGACAACCAGCUCAGCGCUUCUGGUAGUAGGUCAGACAGGGAUGGCGGAUUUGUCACUUCUAUUUAAUUAAUGCAAGUAUUUCCGCGGGACAAACUAUGGAAGUUGAAAAGGUUUCAGAGGGAGCGGCAGACUUUGAAAACGUAGAGAUGGGCGAGCCUGUGCGGAAGGCGAAGGUUCCCCGCAAGACCAUCUACUUUGCCAGCGGGGAAACUAUGGAGGAGUACAGCACUGACGAAGAGGAGGAAGAAGAGGAGCCAGUGAAGAAAGAUGUCACACCCGUUGAUCCGUCCAAACUUACCUGGGGUCCAUAUUUCUGGUUUUACAUGUGGAGAAUGACCACUUCUACAAUCUCAGUGUGUGACUUCAUGGGAGAGAAACUGGCAUCUCUCUUCGGCAUAACUACUCCUAAGUACCAGUACGCUAUUGAUGAGUACUACCGUAUGAAGAAAGAAGAGGAGGAGGAAGAGGAGGAGAACCAUCUGGCUGAGGAGGCAGAGCGUCGCUUUGCAGAGCAGCGCAGAAGUGAUCAUAAUGAUCACUCGGAUUCACAACCCGCUACUGUAGCUCAGCCUGAGGCGUCAGGGGCUUCUUUUGUAAACAUUAGCUUUGAGCUUGAACCCGAACCUUCUCUCAGUGUUCCAGACACCAACAGAGUUCCUUCUCCACUGCCCUCCUGAAAACGGUCACUCCUAUACAGAGUCACUUGUACACCAGCUUGUACAAUCCUAACCUGCUUAGCUGUACAUGUUAAUAAUACUGAUAUUUUUCUAGUUUAUAAUUACUAGUACAGACAAAAGACAGCUAAAUGGACCGUGGAAGUGACUGAGUCAGCCUAAUUUGUGAAUGUGCAAUCACAUGCAAAACUCAGACAUUUAGCUCUAUAAAUGUGUAGGUCUAACAAAUUUACAUUCAGUACAGGUGCAAACUGAAAUGAAGGUCAACUCACAUGAAGAGAAAUUGAUUUCACUUUAAAAAUGAAAUGUUAUUGAGAAACAACCAAUACUGAGCCGGCAUCUACUGCAUGGUAGAUAAUGCUUGAGUUUUUGUUUUCGCCAGUGAACAGUUGACUCCAAAAAAAAGACUGUUUUUUGUUAUGCUUGUCUUUAACACUAAAUUGAAAUAAUUUCUGUUUAUUUUCCAGUUGUCACAAUAUAUAAUACAUUGUUAUGAAUAUUAUUUUCUUUUGUUAAAUUAGUCAAAUAUGCAGCUGUAUUAAAAUAAAGCAGAUCUAGUCCAAAACAUUGUGGAAUGUGCUAGAGACCAAACAUAUUGACCAUUGAAUUCUAUUUGAUAAUAGUGUUGCUCUCAUUCAUUGGUAAUACUUCUGUGCUGAGGAUUCAUCCUUUAAGUGUCCUUAUCUGAACUGUCAUAACUUUCUUAUGGGUCAGUUUCAUUCACUGAUUUGUUUGAGUGGUGUGAAAGGCGUGCUUAUGUGCAAACAACAUAUGCAAAUUGUUUGGUUGUUUGCCUUUGAAUGACCUUCUUAAUACAUAUUUAUAUUUUAUGUGUUAAUAAAACAUUUAAAAGA
Molecule: messenger RNA, 1570 nt
Organism: Betta splendens (Siamese fighting fish)
Lineage: Eukaryota; Metazoa; Chordata; Actinopteri; Anabantiformes; Osphronemidae
Gene: fam177a1a
Product: family with sequence similarity 177 member A1
Exons: 5
Coding region: 138-719 (193 amino acids)
Source: RefSeq, a predicted model, not a curated record